Messenger RNA from Cercopithifilaria johnstoni, 1398 nucleotides. Lineage: Eukaryota; Metazoa; Nematoda; Chromadorea; Rhabditida; Onchocercidae. The record is from the annotation of a GenBank genome assembly.
AUGCUCUUGAAUUUAUCGUUGCCGGAAGUGAGUGAAGAACGAAUGGAAUUAUGGGAUUCAUUAAUAGAAGAGGAAGUUAAGGAACAGAUAGCGUCGAAUGUACAAAUCCAAGUAGCGAAUGCCGAACAAAAAUUACAGAAUCCUGUAUCUCCAAAAAAAAUAUGGAUGAGACGAUAUGUAAUGGAUCAGACGGAUGAAAAGCUGCGGGGUUAUUCGGAACGCAACAAAACUUCCUUUCAAUCAUCGGAUUUGCAAAAAAGUUUGAUAAAUCGUACCGGUGAAAAGCCGUACAGUUGUUCAGAAUGUGGAAAACGAUUCGCUCAUUUAUCGGCUUUUAAAACACAUAUGAGGAUUCAUACCGGUGAAAAGCCGUACAAUUGUUCAGAAUGUGGGAAACGUUUCAUUUCUUCAUCAAAUUUGCAAAUUCAUUUGUUGACCCACACGGGUGAAAAGCCGUAUAGUUGUCCAGAAUGCAAAAAAAAAUUCUCUCAACUAUCGAGUAUGGAGAGACAUAUGAGGAUUCAUACCGGUGAAAAGCCGUAUAAUUGUACGGAAUGUGGAAAACGUUUCUCCCAUCCAUUUGCUUUUAAAACACAUAUGAGGAUUCAUACUGGUGAAAAGCCGCACAAUUGUUCAGAAUGUGGAAAAUGUUUCUCUGAUUUUUCGGGUUUUAAAAGACAUAUAUGGAUUCAUACCGGCAAGAAGCCGUACAAUUGUUCAGAAUGUAGAAAAUGUUUCUCUGAUUUAUCGGGUUUUAAAAAACAUAUAUGGAUUCAUACUGGUGAGAAGCCGCACAAUUGUUCAGAAUGUGGAAAACGUUUCGCUGAUCCAUCAAAUUUUAGGGAACAUAUGAGGAUUCAUACUGGUGAAAAGCCGCACAGUUGUUCAGAAUGUGGAAAACGCUUCUCUCGUUUAUCGACUUUUAAAGUACAUAUGAGGAUACAUACCGGUGAAAAGCCGUACAAUUGUUCAGAAUGCGGAAAAUGUUUUUCUAAUUCAUCGGAUUUAAAAAAACAUGUACGGAUUCAUACCGGCGAAAAGCCGUACGGUUGUUCCGUGUGCGAGAAAAGAUUUUCUCUGAAAAGCGUUUUGAACAAGCACAUGAAAACUCAUCGCAAAGAGAAUUCCUCAUCCAAUUGGACUGUAUGCAACCAAAGCAAUUCAUCAUGNCAUACCGGUGAAAAGCCGUACAAUUGUUCAGAAUGCGGAAAAUGUUUUUCUAAUUCAUCGGAUUUAAAAAAACAUGUACGGAUUCAUACCGGCGAAAAGCCGUACGGUUGUUCCGUGUGCGAGAAAAGAUUUUCUCUGAAAAGCGUUUUGAACAAGCACAUGAAAACUCAUCGCAAAGAGAAUUCCUCAUCCAAUUGGACUGUAUGCAACCAAAGCAAUUCAUCAUGA